GUCGAGAGAUUCCCUUAUUUUGUUGCUUACAUCAUUGCUAGCGCAUUUUGCGCAUUACCUUAAGAGCAUAGAAAAAUUAUUCUAUGGAUUUGGGGGCAAUGUUACAAAUUAAUUUGGACUAUUCAUCCUUUACAGUUUGCAGUGAAUAAUUGCUCGGAAGAGUAAGCUUGGGGUUAGGAAUAAGAAUUUCAAUUAGUAGUAUUUACGCUGCUUUGUUGGAAUCAAGUUGAAGGCAAGUCCAGCCACCAGCAAAACAGCACUCCCCAAAAAAAAUGGUAGAUAAAAUUUUCAAGAAAGAACUUGUGAGUUGGUACCUCAUCACCCUCAAACUCAAGGAAACUGUAAGAGCCAGAAUCCAACAAAGUUCAACUCCUACUGGUACUACUACAACCCCAUCAAUUGAAUACCCAGAAAACCACCAGCAACAAAGUGGGAUUCAGCUUGAAACUGGUCAGAAUUUUGAAGAGGAGGCCAACAAACCACCAGACCAUUCGGCGUGGGUGAUCAACAUCAAAGAAAAACUCGACCAAGCCCGCCGAGAAAACACAACAUCUGCCUGGUCAAAGAUGUGCAUCUACAGAGUCCCUCAGUGCCUGCUAAAAAGUGACGACAAAGCUUAUAUUCCCCGGACCGUCUCCUUGGGGCCUUACCACCACGGGCGGAGAGACCUUCGCACCAUGGACCGCCACAAGUGGCGCGCCCUUCACCGUGUCCUGAAGCGUACCCAGCACGACAUUAGUCUAUAUCUGGACUCCAUUAAAGAGAUGGAACAGCAUGCCCGUGCUUGUUACGAAGGCACGAUUUCUCUCAGCAGCAAUGAAUUUGUGGAAAUGAUGGUGCUCGAUGGCUGCUUCAUACUGGAGCUGUUCCGAGGGGCUAUUGAGGGCUUCAAGAAGCUAGGUUACUCCCGGAAGGAUCCUAUCUUCGCGAUGCGUGCCUCGAUGCAUUCGCUUCAGAGGGAUAUGAUAAUGCUCGAAAACCAGAUUCCCCUCUUCAUACUGGAUCGUCUGUUAGGGCUCGAGAACGGCAAUCCUGACCAGAGAGGACUGGUAGCCAAGCUAGCAAUCCAAUUCUUCGAUCCGCUAAUGCCAACCGAUGAAUCAUUGGCGUCAUCACCAUUAUCACUCGGAUAUGCAAACUUCGAUCCAUUUGCAGACCAAGUGGAAUUCCCUCUGAAUUGA
Messenger RNA from Camellia sinensis, 1181 nucleotides. Lineage: Eukaryota; Viridiplantae; Streptophyta; Magnoliopsida; Ericales; Theaceae. The record is from RefSeq and is a predicted model, not a curated record.